Molecule: messenger RNA, 1922 nt
Organism: Taeniopygia guttata (zebra finch)
Lineage: Eukaryota; Metazoa; Chordata; Aves; Passeriformes; Estrildidae
Source: RefSeq, a predicted model, not a curated record
UUGGCCGAGGCGCGGGCGCUGAGGCCGCCGAUUGGCUGGAACGGGGAGGGCGGAAGUGGAGGGGCGGUGACGGGAAAGAUGGAGGUCGCUCCCCAGGACUACCGGAACGUUCCCAUCGACAUCCAGACCGGCAAGCUGCUGGACUGGCUGCAGGACCGGCGGCACUGCGGGCGCCGCUGGCCCGCGCAGGUGGCGCAGGUGCGGGAGCGGAUCCGCGCGGCGCUGCAGGACAUGCCCGAGCACCCCGAGAUCCGAGCGCUGCUCCAGGACUCCUACCUGCACUACUUCCACUGCCUGCGCAUCGUGGAGAUCCUCAAGGGCACCGAGGCCUCCACCAAGAACCUUUUCGGCCGCUACUCGUCCCAGAGGAUGAAGGACUGGCAGGAGAUCGUGUCCCUCUACGAGAAGGACAACGCCUACCUGGCCGAGCUCUCCAGCCUGCUGUGCCGCAGCGUCAGCUACGAGGUGCCGGCGCUGCGGCGGCAGCGGGGCCGCUGGCAGCAGGCGCAGCAGGAGCUGGCGCGGCGCGAGGACGAGUGCCAGCUGCGGGCGGGCGAGCUCCGAGAGCGCUUCCUCAGCUCCUGCCGCCAGUACGGCAUCGCCGGCGAGGACGUGCACCAGGAGCUGCUGGCACAGGCACAGGCGCUGCCGUCGCUGCUGUCCCGUGUUGGGGACGGCGCCAGCGCCCUCGGGGACGCCAUCGAGCUGUACCAGGCCUGCGUGGCCUUCGUGUGUGACAGCCCCGGGGCCGCGGCGCUGCCGCUGCUCCGCCACGUCGCGUCCCACGGGAACUCGUCGGUGUUCCGGUGGCGAACGGGGCGGGAGCCGCAGCGCCUGGAGCGGCCCGAGCCCCCGCGGGCACCGGAGCGGCCGGGGGGCGACACGGGCGGGGACGCGGCGGGGGACACGAUCGACUGGGGGGAUUUCCCCGCCGAGCCGCCCCGGGGUGGGGACACCGGCGGUGGUGGCGGUGACACCGUCUGCGACAUCGCGGUGCCGGCCGGGCCCCAGGGGGACGAUGGCAUCGACUGGGGCGAUGGAGAGAAGGGACAGGAGGGGACAAUCCCAGCAGAGCCCAGCCCCCAGGUGGGUGACAUCCCCAGAGCCAGGGGUGUCCCUUUGUCCCCAAACCCCCUUUGUCCCCCUUUGUCACCCUCUGUUCCUCAGGGGGACGAUGGCAUCGACUGGGGUGACGAAGGGGGACAGGAGGGGACAAUCACCGUGCUGGAGGCUGGAACUGAGGCCCCCGAGGACGUUGCCCGUGGCUCGGACGCGCUGACCCUGCUGGAGAACCCCGAGACACGGAACCAGUUCAUCGACGAGCUGAUGGAGCUGGAGCUGUUCCUGGCGCAGCGGCUGCAGGAGCUGGAGGACGAGGACGAUGUGGUGGCCAUGUCGCAGCUGCAGAUGGCCCCGGCGGCGCUGCAGGGCCAGAGCCACCAGCGGCUGCAGGCGCAGCUGGGCACUGCACGGGAGCUGCUGGGGCAGCUCUGCUCCCGCAGCACGCAGCACCUCUGCAUGAUCCUCGCCUCGCCCAGGUACGUGGGCCGCGUGGCUGCGUUGCUGCGGCAGCGUUUGCUGCAGGCUGAGCUGCUGCAGGCCAAGCGAGCGGCGCUGGCGCAGCGGCGCAGUCGGGCCCUGGCCGAGCAGGCGGCGCUGGAGCCGCGGCUGCAGCGGCUGCAGGAGAGCGCGCGGGAGCUGCAGCGGCUGAUCGAGGCCGACAUCUCCAAGCGCUACGGGGGGCGCCCGGUGAACCUGAUGGGCGUCAACGUGUGACACUGAGGACAUCCAUGUGACACUGGGGACAUCAGAGUGUGACACUGUGACACCUGGGGACACGGGGGGUCCCCAGGGUGUCCUGCCCCUCCUAGCCCCCCCUGCGCACCCGGGGGUGUCGCCGAAUAAACCCAAAUUUGGUGUCA